Messenger RNA from Nelumbo nucifera (sacred lotus), 698 nucleotides. The record is from RefSeq and is a predicted model, not a curated record. Lineage: Eukaryota; Viridiplantae; Streptophyta; Magnoliopsida; Proteales; Nelumbonaceae.
GCUGAUUUUUGCUUUGACGGGAGCCGUUAUUUCCCGCCACCUGCUUUGGCCGCUACCCGCCAAGAUAGUGAUGUAGUAGUAGGGUCCGCAGUCCGCACAACUUCACACCGGUUUCAAUGGCUCUCCUUCGCCUUCGCGUACUUCAAGCCCCCGUAGCAGAAGAUAUUCAUCUGGUUCUCCUUCUCUUCCUCUCUCUCGACUAUGGCUCUCUUAACUUUGAUUUCUUCUGCUCCGAGCUCGUUCUCCCUCUCUCUCCAUCGUCCCCCUCGCACGAUCAGACGCUUCUCACUCCCGAUCGCUUCCCUUAGUUCAUCAUCGCCAUCAUCAUCUCCGGAGUAUAAUCCCAGUGAAAGCGUCCCUUUCUCGACUUCUCUGGGCAAGAAGCCUUUUGUUGAACCCACUAGGCCACCGGAUUCCAGCUUCAACUAUGCGGUGGUAAAUCCGAAUAGUAACCCUGUUGUUCGACUUUCUCGCUCCACUGAGUCUACCAUCGAGAGGGUAAUUUUUGACUUCCGCUUCUUGGCACUUUUGGCUAUUGGAGGUUCAUUGGCUGGGUCCUUGUUGUGCUUUCUCAAUGGUUGUGUUUACAUUGUUGAUGCAUAUAAGGUUUAUUGGACAUGCUGUCUCAAAGGGGUUCACACAGGGCAGAUGGUUCUACGAUUAGUUGAAGCUAUUGGUUAGAUUCCCAACUUCACUUU